CCGCCAUGUUGUCGGUCGGGGAGCCGCCACGACUUAUUAAUCCUCUAGUAUAGGCCCAGUCUCGUUGUCAGGGGUGAGCGCAAGAGCGCUGGGGCCGUGAUAGCGAUUAGCAGCUCGUCAGAGAGCCGACCAGGGAGCUUGUAGCUUGCAGAUCGAAGUGGAGUGUUGAGGAUUGUGAAUCCUGGCUGCCGAGAUAUGACCCUGUCUGCUUCAGCGGCCUCUGCAGGACCAGAGGACCCCACAAGAGCCUGUCGCAGGUCUUCAACUGAGGAUCAAUGGAAAGCGCGGUUUUGGGAGUUCGUCGCCGUCCAGAUAUUAUGGAGGUUUCCUGGGGAGCAGAGACAGGUUGUUGCGUUGGAGAGAUCGAGAUUCCUGCUGCAACAGGAGAGGCUGACGAGGUGGCUAGCUGACCUGAAGAUAAGGGGUAGGCAGGUCUUUUCGGCUGUCGGCAGAUUUCUCAACGGAAAUUCUGGAGACCGACAAGGCUCGAUCGUAGGUGCCUUCGAGUGGUCCGCCCAAGCGAGGAUCGAAUUCAACUUCCAGUUUCGUUGCAGGGGGUCUGAGAAGGAAGCCGCCAGCGAGAUCUCCACUGAUGACCCCGGAGCGCGCGGCUUGUGGAGAUGGCAGAGUCGAUGUGACAGGGAGCGUUUUCGCAGCAGCUCACUGACGUCAGCGCCAGGUUCACGCCAAGCUCACAAAUUGAAAACUUCCAAAGCAGAGAAGAUGGUUGUUUUGUAUUUGUUCCAGGUUCUUGGCGAGGUCCUAGGGCAAGAACUUUCCAAUGCAGAGGUAUCGACGGGUUCUAUCGAAUAUGGUGCGUCGUAAAUGCCGAUGGCUGGAAGCUUUGGCCCGUGUCAAAUACGAGCCUUUAGUUUCCUUUCGAAAAAUAGGCUUGCAUGUGCGACGCAGAUUGGCGCUAACGGUAACUGGUGCAGCUGUCAUCCAACCAAGGUGUGAUCCAGGGUUACUACUGUGUAGGGGAGUUUGCACCAAUAUGGGUUCAGACUGAAGCCAGACAAAGAGGCCUGAUCAAACGGGGAAACACGACGAGAGGGAGUCGGUGUAGGUAUAGCGCUUCGUGGAGCUACAGACGGCAGGAGUGUUUC
This is a messenger RNA of Chaetomium strumarium, 1106 nucleotides long. RefSeq lists its product as uncharacterized. The record is from RefSeq and is a predicted model, not a curated record. Lineage: Eukaryota; Fungi; Ascomycota; Sordariomycetes; Sordariales; Chaetomiaceae. Bases 196 to 825 code for a protein of 209 amino acids. The transcript has a single exon.